This is a messenger RNA of Cucumis melo (muskmelon), 798 nucleotides long. Its product is annotated as CASP-like protein 4D1. Bases 91 to 585 code for a protein of 164 amino acids. Lineage: Eukaryota; Viridiplantae; Streptophyta; Magnoliopsida; Cucurbitales; Cucurbitaceae. The record is from RefSeq and is a predicted model, not a curated record. The transcript is spliced from 3 exons.
UUUAUACACACACAUAUAUAUAGAAGCAAAAGGGCAUUGAAUAUUUCUGCUAAAAACUUCAUAAAAAUUUCUGAGAAAAGAAGGAAAAGAAUGGCUUCAAAGGGUUUAAGAAUUGCUUCUCUUAUUUUGAGAAUUUUAACCUUUAUUUUCAUAUUUAUUUCUCUCUUAAUUGUUGCUACCAACUCUAAAACUGCUUUCAAAGGGACUGAGCUCGAAAAAAAAGUUGAUUUUAGUGAUUUUAAUUCGUAUAGGUAUUUGAUAGCAGUUACUGUUAUAGGAGGUGCUUUAAGUCUCCUUCAAAUUGCUUUCAACAUUUACCAUCUUGUUACUAAGGGCGAGGGAACUCCACUUUUCUAUGUGUUCAGCGAUCAGUUGUUAGCGUACCUUUUAUUAUCGGCCGCAUCAGCGGGACUAGGAGCGGGGAUCGACUUGAGAGUGAAUGUUAAACUGCUGCUUGAGGACGAUUAUUACAACUCAUUUUUUGACAAAGGCAAUGCUGGAUCUGCUAUUCUUCUCCUUGCAUUUAUCUGUUCUGCCAUUGUUUCAGUUCUCUCUUCUUUGGCUCUCAUUAGAAAGCCUGUUUGAUUCAUAAUCAUUUCUUCUAAACUUCUCUCUCUGUCAUCUUUAAAUUAAACCUCUUCAAUUUGUUUAAUUGUGUUAGACAUUUUUCUUUUUCUUUUUUCUUUUUUUAAGUGUUAUGGAAGUGCAUUAAUUUAUUGACUAGUGUGUACUUAACGUAUCCUCCUUUUUAAUAUUUGAUUUUCUAACUUUCAAAUUAACAGAGUUCUUGAUGUCUCA